This is a messenger RNA of Aureobasidium pullulans EXF-150, 513 nucleotides long. Its product is annotated as ribosomal protein S12. The record is from RefSeq and is a predicted model, not a curated record. The transcript has 3 exons. Gene Ontology annotation, molecular function: structural constituent of ribosome. NCBI's taxonomy places the organism in Eukaryota, Fungi, Ascomycota, Dothideomycetes, Dothideales, Saccotheciaceae. The coding region runs from base 1 to 513 and encodes 170 amino acids. Gene Ontology annotation, cellular component: small ribosomal subunit; ribosome. Gene Ontology annotation, biological process: translation.
AUGGCUCUCAACCUCUUCACCCGCCUAUUCAGGCUACCUGCCACAGCGCGCCCCAGCUUUUCCGUCCUUAGCAGCAGUCUCCGCACACCGAUCGCCUCUUCACCACGCGCAUUCAGCACAUCGUCACCAUUCUCGGCCACAUACAACCAGGUCAUGCGCGGCUGCCGUGUCGCGCAAAGAGCCCGUAAACCGACAUCGCCGCAAUUGAAGGACCGACCGGAGAUGAAGGGCGUCUGUGUGCGUGUGGGUAUCACGAAGCCCAAGAAGCCCAACUCCGGAGAGCGCAAGGUUGCGAGAGUGAGAUUGAGUAAUGGAAGAGUUGUCACGGCAUAUAUCCCUGGUGAAGGUCACAACGUCCAGCAGCAUUCGGUCGUUCUGGUCCGCGGUGGUCGUUCGCAAGAUUGCCCCGGUGUCAAGUACCAUCUUGUCAGAGGUGCCUUGGAUCUGGGCGGUGUCGGUAACAGAAUCACCUCACGAUCAAAGUACGGCACCAAGAAGCCCAAGGCUGCCUAA